UUCCGUCCUUGGAGCGGAUCGUUGCCCGCCGGGCGCUUGCCCGCAGCGACAGCGCCCGCAGGAGCAGAGGCCGCAGCGGCGGCCGUGCCCAUGCCGGGGUGUCCACGCUUAGCAGCUUUCCCACCACUGCCAAACCUUGCCCGGGCACUGUGACCGUGGGUGGCCGCCUGGCCCUAGCUGCAGCUGAGCCGAGGUUGCACCUGUGACGAGGCUUGACAGGCAGCAUGGGUGACAUGGCCAAUAGUUCCAUCGAGUUCCACCCCAAGCCCCCACAGCAGCGGGAGGCCCCCCACGCUGGAGGCUUUGGGUGCACGCUGGCAGAGCUGCGCACCCUCAUGGAGCUGAGAGGGGCCGAGGCGCUGCAGAAGAUCGAGGAGGCCUACGGGGACGUCAGUGGGCUCUGCCGGAGGCUGAAGACCUCGCCCACAGUGGGCCUGGCGGACAACACCGAUGACCUGGAGAAGCGCAGGCAGAUCUACGGGCAGAACCUUAUCCCGCCCAAGCAGCCCAAGACCUUCCUGCAGCUGGUGUGGGAGGCCCUGCAGGACGUCACCCUCAUCAUCCUGGAGGUGGCUGCCAUUGUCUCUCUGGGCCUCUCAUUCUAUGCACCGCCAGGAGAGGAGAGUGAAGCCUGCGGGAAUGUGUCAGGAGGCGCAGAAGAUGAGGGUGAGGCCGAGGCUGGCUGGAUCGAGGGGGCCGCCAUCCUGCUGUCCGUCAUCUGUGUGGUGCUGGUCACGGCCUUCAAUGACUGGAGCAAGGAGAAGCAGUUCCGAGGCCUGCAGAGCCGGAUUGAGCAGGAGCAGAAGUUCACGGUCAUCCGGAAUGGGCAGCUCCUCCAGGUCCCCGUGGCUGCGCUGGUGGUGGGGGACAUUGCCCAGGUCAAGUACGGAGACCUGCUGCCAGCCGAUGGCGUGCUCAUCCAGGCCAACGACCUCAAGAUCGACGAGAGCUCCCUGACAGGCGAGUCUGACCACGUGCGCAAAUCAGCUGACAAGGACCCCAUGCUGCUCUCAGGCACGCAUGUCAUGGAAGGUUCUGGAAGAAUGGUGGUGACUGCUGUUGGUGUGAACUCCCAGACGGGCAUCAUCUUCACACUGCUUGGAGCUGGCGGAGAGGAGGAAGAGAAGAAGGAUAAGAAAGGCAAGCAGCAGGAUGGGGCCAUGGAGAGUAGCCAGACCAAAGCUAAGAAGCAGGAUGGGGCAGUGGCCAUGGAAAUGCAACCCCUGAAGAGUGCGGAGGGUGGGGAAAUGGAGGAUCGGGAGAAGAAGAAAGCAAGCACACCCAAGAAAGAGAAGUCUGUCCUUCAGGGGAAGCUCACGAAGCUAGCCGUGCAGAUCGGGAAAGCAGGGCUGGUGAUGUCCGCCAUCACUGUCAUCAUCCUGGUCCUCUACUUUGUGAUCGAGACGUUUGUUGUGGAAGGCCGGACGUGGCUGGCAGAGUGCACGCCGGUCUAUGUGCAGUACUUUGUGAAGUUCUUCAUCAUCGGUGUCACUGUGCUGGUCGUGGCUGUCCCAGAGGGCCUGCCUCUUGCUGUCACCAUCUCCUUAGCUUACUCUGUCAAGAAAAUGAUGAAAGACAACAACCUGGUGCGCCACCUGGAUGCCUGUGAGACCAUGGGCAAUGCCACAGCCAUCUGUUCCGACAAGACGGGCACGCUCACCACCAACCGCAUGACCGUGGUCCAGUCCUAUCUAGGGGACACCCACUACAAAGAGAUUCCGGCCCCCAGCGCCCUGACCCCUAAGAUCCUUGACCUCUUGGUCCAUGCCAUCUCCAUCAACAGUGCCUAUACCACCAAAAUACUACCUCCUGAGAAGGAAGGCGCCCUCCCACGCCAGGUGGGCAAUAAGACGGAGUGCGCCCUGCUGGGCUUCGUCCUGGACCUGAAGCGGGACUUCCAGCCAGUGAGGGAGCAGAUCCCGGAAGACAAACUUUACAAAGUGUACACCUUCAACUCAGUCCGCAAGUCCAUGAGCACAGUCAUCCGCAUGCCUGACGGCGGCUUCCGCCUCUUCAGCAAGGGGGCCUCAGAGAUCCUGCUGAAAAAGUGCACCAACAUCUUAAACAGCAAUGGUGAACUCCGCAGCUUCCGGCCUCGGGACCGGGACGACGUGGUGAGGAAGAUCAUCGAGCCGAUGGCUUGUGACGGUCUCCGCACCAUCUGCAUCGCGUACCGGGACUUCCCUGCAGGCCAGGAACCCGACUGGGACAAUGAGAAUGAGGUCGUGGGUGACCUCACCUGCAUAGCUGUCGUGGGCAUUGAGGACCCUGUGCGGCCCGAGGUCCCUGAAGCUAUCCGAAAAUGCCAGCGUGCUGGUAUCACAGUUCGCAUGGUGACUGGGGACAACAUCAACACGGCCCGGGCCAUCGCAGCCAAAUGUGGCAUCAUCCAGCCUGGCGAGGACUUCCUGUGCCUGGAAGGGAAAGAGUUCAACCGGCGGAUCCGCAACGAGAAAGGCGAGAUAGAACAGGAGCGGCUGGACAAGGUGUGGCCCAAGCUGAGGGUGCUGGCCCGGUCGUCUCCCACCGACAAGCACACUCUGGUCAAAGGGAUUAUCGACAGCACCAGCGGCGAGCAGCGGCAGGUGGUGGCCGUGACUGGGGAUGGCACCAACGAUGGGCCGGCCCUCAAGAAGGCGGACGUGGGCUUUGCCAUGGGCAUCGCAGGGACCGACGUGGCCAAGGAGGCCUCUGACAUCAUCCUGACCGAUGACAACUUCACCAGCAUCGUCAAGGCAGUCAUGUGGGGCCGUAACGUCUAUGACAGCAUCUCUAAGUUCCUGCAGUUCCAACUGACAGUCAACGUGGUGGCUGUGAUCGUGGCCUUCACAGGCGCCUGCAUUACUCAGGACUCUCCUCUCAAAGCCGUGCAGAUGUUAUGGGUGAACUUGAUCAUGGACACCUUUGCCUCUCUGGCCCUGGCGACGGAGCCUCCCACAGAGUCGCUGCUGCUGCGAAAGCCAUAUGGCCGUGACAAGCCCCUCAUCUCCCGCACCAUGAUGAAGAAUAUCCUCGGCCACGCCGUGUACCAGCUCAUCAUCAUCUUCACCCUGCUCUUUGUCGGAGAGCUCUUCUUCGACAUCGACAGCGGGAGGAACGCGCCUCUGCACUCGCCCCCCUCAGAGCACUACACCAUCAUCUUCAACACGUUCGUCAUGAUGCAGCUCUUCAACGAGAUCAACGCCCGCAAGAUCCAUGGCGAGAGGAACGUCUUCGACGGCAUCUUCAGCAACCCCAUCUUCUGCACCAUCGUCCUGGGCACUUUCGGGAUCCAGAUUGUUAUCGUCCAGUUUGGCGGGAAGCCCUUCAGCUGCUCCCCGUUGUCCACGGAACAGUGGCUCUGGUGCCUGUUUGUUGGUGUUGGGGAGCUGGUCUGGGGACAGGUCAUUGCCACCAUCCCCACCAGCCAGCUCAAGUGCCUGAAGGAAGCUGGGCACGGGCCAGGGAAGGAUGAGAUGACAGACGAGGAGCUUGCUGAAGGCGAGGAAGAGAUCGACCACGCCGAGCGGGAGCUCCGCAGGGGCCAGAUCCUCUGGUUCCGGGGCCUGAACCGGAUUCAGACUCAGAUGGAGGUAGUGAGUACCUUCAAGAGAAGCGCUUCAUUGCAGGGUGCUGUGCGCCGGCGGUCCUCGGUCCUCAGCCAGCUCCAUGACGUAACCAAUCUUUCUAGCCCUACUCACGUAAUUCUCUCUGCUGCCAAUCCCGCCAGUGCUGCUGGGAAUCCGGGUGGUGAAAGCGUUCCGUAGCUCACUCUAUGAAGGCCUGGAGAAACCAGAAUCCAAGACCUCCAUUCACAACUUCAUGGCCACGCCUGAGUUUCUGAUCAACGACUAUACCCACAACAUCCCGCUCAUCGAUGACACGGACGUGGACGAGAACGAGGAGCGCCUCCGGGCCCCCCCGCCCCCGUCCCCCAACCAGAACAACAACGCCAUAGACAGCGGCAUCUACCUGACCACGCAUGUCACCAAGUCAGCUACCUCUUCAGUGUCUCCCUCCAGUCCCGGGAGCUCGCUCCACAGCGUGGAGACGGCCCUCUAAUGAGAACUUGUCUCAGCACAUGCACACAUGCACACUCGGGCUCACACGCAGUCACACGCACACACGCACGCACACACAGAUAGCGACCCGCACACCUGCAAAACGGGGAAACAACUAAGGUUGCUGAAGAACCUUCUGGCAGGGCAUUUGCGAGAAGCCAAAUCCAUUCAACAAGGGUGCAGCCUGCCACAGCCUGCUCACUAGGACGGAGGAAGAGGAGGACAGGGAGGAGGAGAAGGAGGAAGAGCAAGACAAGAAGGGGGAGGAGAAGGUUCUUCAUCCAAAGGAGGAAGGAGAAGUAGAGGGUGCGAAGAGCUGAGUUCCCCACCUUUUUUCUAUUGAUGCUUCUUUUUUAACGAACUACAGUUCCCC
Cebus imitator (Panamanian white-faced capuchin) is the source of this 4413-nucleotide messenger RNA. RefSeq names its product ATPase plasma membrane Ca2+ transporting 3 (gene ATP2B3). Gene Ontology annotation, biological process: regulation of cytosolic calcium ion concentration; calcium ion transmembrane transport. The record is from RefSeq and is a predicted model, not a curated record. Gene Ontology annotation, cellular component: intracellular membrane-bounded organelle; membrane. Lineage: Eukaryota; Metazoa; Chordata; Mammalia; Primates; Cebidae. Bases 225 to 3746 code for a protein of 1173 amino acids. The transcript is spliced from 22 exons. Gene Ontology annotation, molecular function: PDZ domain binding; P-type calcium transporter activity; ATP binding.